Numida meleagris (helmeted guineafowl) is the source of this 2413-nucleotide messenger RNA. It is a transcript of the gene C1QTNF1, whose product is annotated as C1q and TNF related 1. Lineage: Eukaryota; Metazoa; Chordata; Aves; Galliformes; Numididae. The record is from RefSeq and is a predicted model, not a curated record. Gene Ontology annotation, molecular function: protein binding. The coding region runs from base 858 to 1688 and encodes 276 amino acids. The transcript has 4 exons.
GGGAGCUGCGGUGCACGCUGCUCGGGAGCGGGCCGCCCUGCCCUGGGGCUGCGGAUCGUACUGCCCCCGGGGAAUGGGAACCGCGGUGCGGGCUGUGCUGCGGCCUAGCGCGGGUGGAGCGAGAGGAGCUGAGUGGGAAGCGCGUCCCAGCCGCAGUGGGGCCCUGGCAGUGGGGGAGACAGCGGGAGCGAUGCACGGAGUGCGGCGCGGGCACAGCCUGGGGCUGUCCAGCAUCGGCCCCGUGUCCCCGGGCAGCUGCCGUGCUCCAGGGCCCCUGUUCCUCAGGCUGAGCUGCCCCGUGAAGGGGCAGACCCCGCUGUCCCAACACAGACGUGGUGGCACGUCGCCUGGCUCUGUGCUCAGGGCACGUCCCUGCUCAGGGCUCCAUGGGGCGCUGGGCAUAGGGCAGGGCCAUGGCUCCGUGCUGUGGGGCAGACCCUGCUCCGGAGCACAGCCGCAGCCCCCAGGCCCUGCCCUCCACGCUGCCUCUCACAUCUGGAGCCGCUUUUUGGCACAGACGCCCACAUUCCCUGAGGCCGGGCCGGUGACGGUGGUGGCUGUGGGCCUGGUGCUGGCAGGCGUGGGGUGCACACAUGGUUAACGCCAUCCGCCUGCGCUGCGCUGGGCCCACAUCUGGCAGGGGGAGGGCUGCGCCGUGCUCGUCCCGCUGCUUCGGUCUCCUCCUUUGCUUUCCAGAAGUGCAUUUCCGCCCGGCCAUAGGAGGAGAGGAGGCUGUCAGAGGGGCAGGCUCUGCCCCACACUGAGGGGGCUGGCAGCGCGGCACCAGGGCAAUGCGCUAGAGCAGCAAAGGCAGCACGGGGAGAGAGCGGCCCUGCCCCAGAGGGUGCUGCUGCAGCAUGGAGGGGCUUUGGGCACUCAGAGUCCUGCUGCUCUCCUGCCUGCUGCUGCCCAGCCCUGUGAGCAGCCAGACCAGCCCCAGCCCUGACCGGCGUCCAGUGGACCCCGAGGAGGUCCCAUCCAAGCACCAGGCAGCAAGGGCCACGCAGGAGCAGAAGGACAGAAGUGCCCAGGAGGGGCUGCCCCCACAGCCCCGCUGCAUCCGCUGCUGUGAGCCACCCCAGCACCGCUUCUCCUACCCCCAGUACCAGCCCCAGAUCAACAUGACCAUCUUGAAAGGUGAGAAAGGGGAACGCGGUGAGCGAGGCAUGCAGGGGAAGUUUGGCAAGACAGGGGUGGCUGGCAGCAGGGGCCACACGGGGCCCAAGGGACAGAAGGGCAGCGCCGGUGCCCCGGGGGAGCGCUGCAAGAGCCACUACGCCGCCUUCUCGGUGGGCCGCAAGAAACCCCUGCACAGCAAUGACUACUACCAAACCCUCAUCUUCGACACGGAGUUCGUCAACCUCUACGACCACUUCAACAUGUUCACGGGGAAGUUCUACUGCUACGUCCCCGGGAUCUACUACUUCAGCCUGAACGUGCACACCUGGAACCAGAAGGAGACCUACCUGCACAUCAUGCGCAACGGGGCCGAGGUGGUGAUCCUCUACGCGCAGGUGAGCGACCGCAGCAUCAUGCAGAGCCAGAGCGUCAUGCUGGAGCUGCGCGAGCAGGACGAGGUCUGGGUGCGGCUCUACAAGGGUGAGCGCGAGAACGCUGUCUUCAGCGAUGAGUAUGACACUUACAUCACCUUCAGUGGCCACCUCAUCAAGUACAGCGGGGACCCCUGAGCACCUGCACCCUGAUCCUGCUCCCUGGGGUGGGGGCCUGGGGAACCCCUGUUUGCCUCCUCCUUGGGCAUGCCACUCUCCUUCAAGCUCUCCUUUUACAUACCACUACCCCCAGCUGUGUGAAUACCUCCCCCCCAGCUCCUGGAUGUUGACUGGGUGCACCUGGAGGAGAUGGAGCCAUUUCUAACCUCUGCUGCAUCCCUGACCCAGGGGGUGGCUGCUCACCUGGAGCAGGCAGGGACCUCGUCCCCAGCUGUGCCCGGCUCAGGGCUGGGUGUGCUGAGUGUCUGUGGCACUGGCUAUGAGCAGGCACCUGCUGGAGGGAUGUGAGCACCUCCGCUGCCCAGCCCCCACCAACGCACUCGAUGGGCAGCAAUAAAGCCACUGAACGUCACUUCUGCAGAGCUGUGUCCCCUGGGCUGGCGCUUCCCCAGGGCAGAGCCACCAGCGGGCAGGUGCAGCAGCCCUCCCCUGCCCGUUCCUCUGCCAUGCCCCAUGUCACAGCCACUUCUUGAUGCCAGCACCCACCAGGACGAGCUGGCUCCCGGCUGCCUGGUGUGCAGGGCCUUCAGCCUCAGCCCCGUCCUUCUCAGUUCGGGAUCUGCUGGGCAGGCUUCUUGUUUUUGUAGAUGCACUGGCAGAGCAGGGCCUGGGGCAGCACGCUGCCUCCCGCUCCGUACACUUUGUGAUCGCAUUAAACACUCCACGGGCUCGGCUCCUACUCG